UAGCUUUAGGCUGAGACUUAAUCCUGGUUUUGUUUAUUCAAUCAUAACAUUUGAAAGACUGGGGGAAGGUUAUGUGAUUUUUUUUAUCGGGCCUGACCGAACACAACAUCUAGAGGACAAAGCCGUUUUAUUUGACUGCCAACCGAGAAGAGGCUAGAAUAAUUGACCAGAAACAUGAACUCUUUCACUCUCCGUGAUGCAUUCCAAGGGGUGGAACAUCUAAAUGUAAGGGGGUUUGUUUUAUUUAGCGUGUCUUGGCCGAUUUGACUAUCUCUGUUAGAGAAGAGAAAGCUGGAGGUCCACUCUACUCUGAUUUUCUGUAGAGUAUCUGCCGCUAUGCAUUGUGGUGUUGUGAGCUGACAGUAUAGCAAUUGGUCGCUCCCCUCGGCCAUUGUCACAGUAAGGACUGGUGUUGCUGAAGAUGAAGCUGAACUGAGGGAAGAGGGUCAUUACUCGGGGCUGUGUAAAAAUCUAACAAGGUCUUAUUCGCUAGUGAAUCUCAGUCAAGGUCAAGAAGAAUUGAUUCUCAGUCAAGAAGAAGUGAGUUUCAGCCAAGGAAAAUGCUUCACCAGGACCGACCCUUGAAUCCCCUGUACGGAGGCCAUGGAGGCGGCUCCUCGUCACUGCGGAUCCUCAGCAACAACAGCCAGCAGCAGGACGGCAACUUCAACUUCCUGGGUCAAGACAAUGACAUCAUGACGGGAGGGGACGAGAACCGCAACCAGGUGCGUCCUCGUAACCUGGGCCCGUUGGGCCGCGACCAGCCCCACCCUCCCUCAUCCUCCUCCAACCACUACGGUCCAGGGACCCUGUCCCCGCUCUCACGCCUCCCCUGCUGGAGCCCCCUGGAGCCCCUGUCUGAGAUUGAGAGUGGGGACGAUGGGUAUGGAAGAGUCCCCCCCGACGGCGCAGAGGAGGGCAAGAUGGAGGAGGAGAUGGGGAGGAUGAGCGAUGACGAGAAGGAGAAACAAGAGCUGGGGGGAGGCGUCAUGAAACAGGGAGUGGUGGUGGAAGAGGAGGAGGUGGAAGUGGAGGAUCCGGAGGAAUGGGGUGACAGCGACUCAGAGUUUGAGUUCAGCUACAGGUCCAGCGGCAGCCUGUCCUCUCUCAAUAUGGAGAGCGGAGGUGAAAGGACUGGGAUGGGGGGGUGGGACCGCAUUGGAGUGGGGGCGCCCAAGGUCAACCACCACCAGGGGAGUGACCAGGAAACCCCUGCCGCCCCUGCAUACCCCCUUACCCCCUCUUUGACCAGGAAGUGGGACGACAAAACGGAGAGGAAAAGGAGCGGCACGCCUCUGAGAACAGGGAACAGCCUGCUGGACAGGGGAGCGUUGUCGGACUCAGACACGGACUGCGGUGAGCUGCCCGAGUCGGAGGAAGCCGUGUGGACCCUGAGGGACCGUGAGCGCUUCAAGGCCCAGGAGAUGGAGAAGCACCAGGUCCAGCUGACCAUGUACCGCAGGCUGGCUCUGAUCCGCUGGGUCCGCACCCUGCAGGGCCGCGUCCAGGAGCAGCAGAACCGCCUCCAGUCCAGCUUUGACGUCAUCCUCGACCACAGGAAGGAGCUGCUGCGCAUGGGCGCUGCCACCGCCAGCCAAUCGUAGAGCAAGAAGGAAGAGCGGAGGCCAUAACAGGAAGUGGUCACCAGCAGAGACAGGACAAUCUCUGAAGGGGAAUACAAAGGCAUUGUUGGCGAUGGUUAUUGUACUUGUUUUGUCCCAGACUUAACUUUUCCCGAAACUAGACAAUGUCCAAGAAUCCUCUUGAGAUUUUACUCUGUUGUGGUGUUUUAAUAAGUUGAUAAUGCAGUUAGUUUUUUAUUUAUUGGCGUCCUACCCUGUGUCGAUAUCCAAAUAUAUCCAAGUCAACUUUCUUCUUGAGAGCAAGGAUAACUUUUUUCACCCUAACCACGCCAAUCUGUCGAAAUAUAUAACGUAUUAUAUGAGAUUACAAGUUUAUUAAGAGUUUAAUGAAUUAUUGUAUCUUAAAAUGUUAUAUAUAUGUGUAGACUGUGCUAUUUUAUUUGGCUCUAUAACUGUGAUAUAAUCCGUGCAAAAUACAACAUAUGAGGUGAAAUGUUUUUUUAUAAAUGAAAUGUAGGCUAUAUCAUGUUUGUCUUUUCCAGUGGCAUAAUACAAUUGUUUUAGAGUUA
Coregonus clupeaformis (lake whitefish) is the source of this 2152-nucleotide messenger RNA. Its product is annotated as UPF0500 protein C1orf216 homolog. The transcript has 2 exons. The record is from RefSeq and is a predicted model, not a curated record. The coding region runs from base 561 to 1604 and encodes 347 amino acids. Lineage: Eukaryota; Metazoa; Chordata; Actinopteri; Salmoniformes; Salmonidae.